Messenger RNA from Lobosporangium transversale, 1944 nucleotides. RefSeq names its product touch receptor neuron protein Mec-17-domain-containing protein. Gene Ontology annotation, biological process: alpha-tubulin acetylation. Gene Ontology annotation, cellular component: microtubule. The coding region runs from base 454 to 1875 and encodes 473 amino acids. NCBI's taxonomy places the organism in Eukaryota, Fungi, Mortierellomycota, Mortierellomycetes, Mortierellales, Mortierellaceae. The transcript has 4 exons. Gene Ontology annotation, molecular function: tubulin N-acetyltransferase activity. The record is from RefSeq and is a predicted model, not a curated record.
CUCUUUUUCAAUCCUUUAUUAUCAUUCAUACUCACAUUCACACUUCCACCUUUCUUCCUUUCGUAAUACUUAACAUUCCAAUUGUGUCUUCAUCUUGCUUGGCUUCACAGCUAUUUAGUUCUGAUCUUUUUCUUCUUUUUUAUCUUGUCUGCCUUGUCGUUCAUGUAUCUACGAUCUCGUUCAAGUGUCAACUAUCAUCAAGUGUACACACAUCAGUAAACACUUUUACUCUUUUAUCCUCCUCCUUCAUCAUUGUCGCUCUGUCUUUAUUGCCUGUACACACCAAUAAGGACUCUUUGUAUCUCCUUGACCUGUUUGCAGCUUUCUUUCUUUCCUUCCUUCCUUCCUUCUUUCUUCCUUCCUUCCUUUCUUCCUUCUUUCCUUUUUUUCUUUCCUCAUAUCUUUUUCAGACCCUUACCAUUUCAAACACGCACCCACCAGAAGCAAAGAGCAAUGAAUUUUGAUUUCCCACUGAUCCCUCUUUUACCCCUUCCCAUCACCUUGGUGCCUGCCUCCACUUUUGCUGCACUCGAACAUAAUCAAAAUCAAAUCCAACAGGCAUUCGCCUCCUCCGUGUCUAUCGGCAUUCCUUCCAAGAACUCGACUGGUCCUUAUUUGAGUAAUUCGACUAGUUCCUCUCUUUCCUCCUCCUCCUCCUCAUCCACAACUGGUACUUCUACUUCAUGCCUCGCCACCAAUAAUGGUACUUCGCCUCUUUCAGACCAAGAACGAUUAGGCGCUAUUGUCGAUGCCCUAGGUCAAGCGUCUGCCAAAGCUCAAGAAUUGCCGACGUCAAUCACACAGACCGUAAGACUGGCAAAGAACCCCACACAGCGCGUGUAUAUCCUUCGAACUGGCUUGGACAGUGGUGAGGAUCAAUGGUUGGAUCAACUCGAAAUUGGAUCACCACUGAUGACUGAAUCCAUUCGAAGGAGUCUCUAUGAUUUCCAUGGCUCCUCUAACUCGAUUACAGACUCUCCACAGGAAGAUGCAUCCAAGAAAAGCACAUUAAGUCGUAGUGAGGAAAGGGGUGUUUAUGUUGCAGGGAUGCUCAAGAUGGGUGAGAAGAAGUUAUUCAUCGUGGACAAGUUUGGCACGAUGCAUGAGCAAGUGGUGUGCUGCGUCCUUGACUUUUAUGUUGAUGCAUCUUGCCAACGCCGAGGUUUUGGGAAGCUUCUCUUUGACUACAUGCUUAAGGUUGAAGAUAUCGAGCCGACUCAAAUUGCAUAUGAUCGACCAAGCCCAAAGCUGUUCCGCUUCCUAAGCAAGCACUUUCAGCUUCAACGACAUUUGCCUCAGCCUAAUAUGUUUGCAAUCUUUGAAGGAUUCAAGCUGGAGGACUGCAAUGAUACCAUCCAAGUAGAUGACAAUGACUUUAUACUCGGCUCCAUUUCAUCCCCCACUGACAACAGUAACAGCAACUUCAAUCAUAAUACUAGCGUUAAUACCCAUCAUACCACCAAUAACUCAAGUAACCCCACCACUAACAAGACAGGACCCUUUGUGUCUCGCGCAUUACAGUCUUCUGUAGUGUUUAACUCCGACCAUCAUCAUAACACUACCUCGGACCAGCAACCCAGUAAACGAACAUCCUCUGCAUUUUCAUCCUCUAUAUCUUUGGCCAGUCCGGUUUUGGGAGCAGCGAAUGUUCAAAACGGUGUUGGAACAGGAGGAUCUGUCUCUAUAGUAACAUCAUCGAAUGGUUCAUCACGGAACAAUAAUAGUAAUAACACUGCAACAGUCACUAGCCCUCAAUCACCUAAUAUGACACGAUCUCAACUUGGUGGGAAUAGUUCUGGAGGAACUGGCAAGAUGUCUAGGCUUUUGGCAUCAUCGAUCGUAUUUGCAGAUCCUGCAGUGUCAUCGUAUAAUUGAAUUGAUUGAAUCAGAAUAAUGUAGCAGUAGGCACCACCUCAAUAAAUGUAAAAGUAAAAUGGGACUUUC